Molecule: messenger RNA, 207 nt
Organism: Rotaria sordida
Lineage: Eukaryota; Metazoa; Rotifera; Eurotatoria; Philodinida; Philodinidae
Source: the annotation of a GenBank genome assembly
AUGUAUAGAUAUGGUGUUGAAUGUCUAUUUCAAUUUUAUACAUAUGGUCUAGAAAAACAUUUUCGUCAACAUGUAUUUGAAGAUUUUCAACAAGAAACUCUUUGUGAUCAUGAAGCUGGUCAAUUGUAUGGUUUAGAAAACUUCUGGGCAUUUUUAAAAUAUUCUCGACAAAAACCAAAAAUUAAUUCAAAACUUGAAGAAAUUUAA